Messenger RNA from Electrophorus electricus (electric eel), 10022 nucleotides. NCBI's taxonomy places the organism in Eukaryota, Metazoa, Chordata, Actinopteri, Gymnotiformes, Gymnotidae. The record is from RefSeq and is a predicted model, not a curated record.
AUGGAGGAGAUGCAAGCAGCACCAGAUCUUUUUUCAGAUGAUUCUUCUGAAAGCCAGUCAACUGAGAUGAUACCAGGGGUAGCAGGAGUGACUGUGGGUCACAAUGGGCAGAUCUGCAGCACAUGGGGAAACUUCCAUUUCAAUACAUUUGAUGGAGAAUUCUUCCAACUACCCUAUACGUGUAACUAUGUACUGGCCACCCUGUGUGAUAGCACUAAGAUGGACUUUAAUAUCCAGUUGAGGAGGCAGUAUGUCAACAACAUUCCUACCAUCAUUUCCUUUACCAUAAAGCUUGAGGGAACUGUUAUUAAGCUUCUCAAUGGCAGUAUUACCCUGGAUGACGAAGAAGUGACCCUCCCCAGCUUUCAGCGUGGAGUGCGUUUUGAGAAAACUACAAGUUACAUUAAGAUAAGUUCCAAGUUGGAACUGACAGUCUUUUGGGAUGAAGUCAACUCACUCUCGGUUGAACUAUCCACAAAGUACAGGAAUCAGACUUGUGGGCUCUGUGGAGACUUCAAUGGCAUUACAUAUGAUGAGUUCAUAGAAAAUGGAGCAAGGCUAAAUUCAAAUGAUUAUGGCCACAAAUGGAAGCUGGAUGCACCAACUGAGAUGUGUGAGGAAGUGAAUGAGCAUGAGACUUCUGAGAAAUGCCAGAGCGAGAUAUCUACAUGUCACAACUUGCUUUCCAGUCCAGCAUUCAACAGCUGCCAGGACCUACUAUCUAUUCAAGGCUUUAUGGAUGCAUGUGUAAUAGAUGCAUGUCACUGUAACAGCAAUACCACAUGUCUCUGUGACACAAUAACUGAGUUCUCACGCCAGUGUGCCCAUGCAGGUGGCAAACCCCAGAAAUGGAGGACAGACACAUUCUGUGCAAAAAACUGUCCAUUUAACAUGCUGCACAGUGAGUGUGAGAUCCCAUGCACAGACACCUGUUCUAACCAAGAAGGGAUCCAGCUCUGUACAGAUCACUGCAUUGAUGGCUGUUUCUGCCCAGCUGGCACUGUGCUUGAUGAUAUUGGGAAAACUGGCUGUAUCCCUGUUGAUCAAUGUCCCUGUAGCCACAAUGGAAAAAAAUUUAAACCUGGAGAAUCAUACACAAAACCUUGUCAUAAAUGUGAGUGUUCUAAAGGGCGAUGGCAUUGUAAGCAUUUUGACUGUCCUGGCACAUGCACAGUGAAAGGGUCUCACGUCACUACAUAUGAUGGCAAAGCUUACACCUUCCAUGGAAAGUGCUACUACACCCUAACCAAGGACAAGGAUUUGACUGUAUGGGGGAAUCUGGUGCAGUGUGGUCAGACAGACACUGUAACAUGUCUGAACACUGUGAUGUUGACCAUCUCAACAACUACUAUAAUUAUCUUAUCCAGUGGCACUGUAGAAGUGAAUGGCUUCCCAUCCAAGCUUCCAAUUUAUAAUGAUCAAGUGACAAUCUUCAGGUCUUCUACAUUCUUUAUUAUUGCCAAAAUAUCAAAUCUUCGUCUAGAGAUCCAACUAGUUCCAGUCAUGCAAUUGUACAUUGUGGCCAGUUCUGCAAGCAAGACAGCAUUAAGCGGUCUGUGUGGGAACUUUAACGAUAAUGAUGAAGAUGACUUUAUGACAAACUCAGGGAUUAAAGAGAGCAUAGCGAUGUCGUUUGCCGACAAGUGGUCGGUUAACUGCAAAUUAGAUGCUAUCAUGAAUAAGCAAGACCCCUGUAGUAUGAGUGUUGAAAAAGAGAAAUAUGCCAAGGAAUGGUGUACCCUGAUUAGUAACGCUAACGGAAUUUUUGCCAAAUGUCAUGUUGUGGUCGACCCAAAAGAUUACAAAGAUAGGUGCAUGUAUGAUUCAUGUAACUGCGUCAAUAGUGAGGAUUGCAUGUGUGCAGCUAUAUCAUCCUAUGUUCGUGCAUGUGCUGCUAAAGGUGUUCUGAUCAAUGGUUGGAGAGACAUUGCCUGUGGUACAUAUUCCAAGGAUUGUCCAAGCGAUAUGGAGUACUUCUAUAAUGUGAGCAGUUGUGGGACCACCUGCCGUUCUCUCAGUGGCCAGGACCAUACCUGUCUGGUGACUCACACACCAUUGGAUGGUUGCAGCUGUGCUAGAGGCACCUACCUCACCGAUGAGGGCAAGUGUGUUAGCCCCUCCAGCUGCCCCUGUUACAGCAACAAUAAGGUUGUGGCCCCCAUGAAUGUCAUCAUCGAGGACGGGGUUACAUGCACUUGCAAUUACGGCAAGCUGCACUGCACUGGACGGCAGGACGUUCCUACUUGCAAAUAUCCUAUGGUGUACUUCAACUGUUCAAAUGCUGAACUUGGAGAGAGAGGGGUAGAGUGCCAGAAAAGCUGCAAGACACAGGACUUUGACCAGUGUCUAAAUCAACAGACAAAGUUGAGGUCAGGCUGUAAAUCAGGGUGUGUGUGUCCAAAUGGUCUGCUGGCUGAUGGACAAGGAGGGUGUCAGAAAGAAGAGGAUUGUCCAUGUUUUUACAAUGGAAUCUCCUAUAAACCGAAAGAAACCGUUAAAUCUGACUGCAACACUUGCACUUGCAAAAACCGGAAAUGGGACUGCACAGAUAAUGUGUGUUUUGGCACUUGCUCUAUCUAUGGUGAUGGCCACUUUAAGAGUUUUGAUGGUAGGAGAUACUCUUUCAGUGGAGACUGUGAAUACAUGUUGGUGCAGGAUUACUGUGGCAGCAGCCUUAAUGGUUCAUUUCGCGUCAUCACAGAGAAUGUCCCCUGUGGCACCACUGGGACCACCUGUUCCAAAUCUAUUAAAGUUUAUCUAGGGAACCAAGAGUUGCAUCUGUCAGAAGAGGAUAUUAAAGUUACACAUCAUCAAAAUGUUUCAGAAAUCCCUUACCAUAUCCACACUGUGGGGAUAUACAUGGUCAUUGAGGCGAAAAAUGGUCUAGCUCUUUUCUGGGACAAGAAGACAAGUGUAAUGAUCAAACUCAGUCCCUCUUUUAAGGGAAAAGUAUGUGGCCUGUGUGGUAACUUUGAUGGGAAUGGGAAAAAUGACUUUGUGACUCGAAGUGGGGAAGAAGUGGUAGAACAGCUCGAGUUUGGAAACAGCUGGAGAAUUUCCCCGACAUGCCCCAAAGCCAACAGUGUCAACAGCUCCUGCGAUAUGAGACCACACCGACAGGCUUGGGCCAUCAAACAGUGCAGCAUUAUCAAGAGUGACAUCUUUGAGAAUUGUCACUCCUUUGUGGACCAUACUCAAUAUUAUGAUACGUGUGUGCAAGACACAUGUGCAUGUGACACUGGUGGUGACUGUGAGUGUUUCUGUACUGCAGUGGCAGCCUAUGCGGCUGCAUGCAGUGAACAGGGAGUCUGUGUACUGUGGAGAAGCCCAACUAUUUGCCCUUUGUUUUGUGACUACUAUAAUUCACGUGAAGGCUGUGAGUGGCACUAUAAGCCUUGUGGACAAUCCUGCAUGAAGACUUGUGAGAACCCCUCAGGAGUCUGCUUCAAUAAAAUUCCUCCACUAGAGGGAUGCUUUCCCCAGUGCCCCUCAGACAGGCCAUACCUGGAGGAGACAACAAUGAAGUGUGUUGAAAGAGAUCAGUGUGGCUGCUACGUGGAUAACACUCACUAUAAAGUGGGAGAUAUUGUUGCUUCAGAGGAAAAUUGCUAUUCAUGCAAAUGUAUCUCAAGCGGUCUUUCGUGUUUCUACAAUGAAGAAGCUUGCAAGUGCAUGUACGAUGGAAAAGAAUACCCAAUAAGAAGUAAACUGUAUUACACACAUGAUGGAGAUGGUACAUGUAUUGAUGCUACAUGUGGGCUCAAUGGAACAAUUGUGAGGAACAUGUUUAAGUGUAUCACUACUACAACAACUACAACCACAACAUUUACAUUCACUACAACUGCUAAAUAUGGUUCUACAACAGAAAGCCCAGGGCCAGAAACUACUGGUACCACAAUGCCAGAAAUGACCACAACUACAACCACAAUUGUAUCUUCAAAAACUCCUCUAUCAAGCACAGGCAUCACAGAGAGUACAACAGAAAAACCAAGCACAACAGUAACACAGGUGGGAUCUACAACAGAAACCUCAGGGACGGAAUCUACUGGUACUACAGCACCAGAGAUUACCACAGCUACAACCACAAUAGUGCCUUCACCAAUUCCAAUAUCAAGUCCAAGCACCACAGAGAGCACAACAAUACAACCAAGCACAGCAGUAACACAUAUGGGUUCUACAACAGAAACCUCAGGGACAGAAUCUACUGGUACUACAGCACCAGAGAGUCCCACAACUACAACCACAAUUGUAUCUAAAACAACUCCUCUAUCAAGCACAGGCAUCACAGAGAGCACAACAGUACAACCAAGCACAACAGUAACACAUCUGGGUUCUACAACAGAAAGCCCAGGGCCAGAAACUACUGGUACCACACUGCCAGAGAUUCCAACAACUACAACCAUGAUUGUGUCUUCAACAAUUCCACUAACUACAACACAACCAGCCAUAGGAACAACACAACAACCUAGUGGCUCUACAGCACAGCCAACACUAACAACAGAAACGCAACCAUCCAGACCAACAACAGAACAGACAACCUUUAUAACUACAGAAAGUUCAACACUGAUAAGCACUAUAGUCUCUCCAAAAACCUCAACGAAAAUAUCACCACCAACAUCAGAGACUCCUUCUACAACACCACUGGCUACUUCAAGCACAAAAGAGACUACUGCAACAACGUUUAUAACUGCAUCUUCAAAAUCUCCCUCAACAACCACAAGUAUCAUAGAGAUAUCAACUAUAACACCUCCUAGCUGUAUGAAGUGCACGUGGUCAGAGUGGUUAGACUCAAGCUAUCCUGAUUCUUCUCCAACCGGAGGUGAAAUUGAAUCUAUUGCUGCAAUGUGGAGCUCAAGAAAAAUUCCCUGUCAGGAACCAAUGAACAUUCAAUGUAGGGCCAAGGAAUAUGAAGACAUAGAUUUAAGGGAAUUAGGUCAAAUAGUUAUAUGUAAUGCCUCUAUUGGUCUGAUUUGUGAAAAUUCAAAUCAGACAGGAAUAGCAUGUUUUAAUUAUGAGAUCCGGGUAAUGUGCUGUAACAACAAAGUUAACAAAGAAUGUACAACACCAUCACCAACAACUACUACUACACUAGAAACUUCAACAUCAGAGCCUUCUAUUACAACUCCUGUAUCAAGCACAGAAACCUCAGGGACAGAAUCUACUGGUACUACAGCACCAGAGAUUGCCACAACUACAACCACAAUUGUAUCUUCAACAACUCCUGUAUCAAGCACAGGCAUCACAGAGAGCACAACCGAAAAACCAAGCACAGUAGUUACACAUGUGGGUUCUACAACAGAAACCUCAGGGACAGAAUCUACUGAAACCUCAGGGACAGAAUCUACUGGUACUACAGCACCAGAGAGUCCCACAACUACAACCACAAUUGUAUCUAAAACAACUCCUCUAUCAAGCACAGGCAUCACAGAGAGCACAACAGUACAACCAAGCACAACAGUAACACAUCUGGGUUCUACAACAGAAAGCCCAGGGCCAGAAACUACUGGUACCACACUGCCAGAGAUUCCAACAACUACAACCAUGAUUGUGUCUUCAACAAUUCCACUAACUACAACACAACCAGCCAUAGGAACAACACAACCUAGUGGCUCUACAGCACAGCCAACACUAACAACAGAAACGCAACCAUCCAGACCAACAACAGAACAGACAACCUUUAUAACUACAGAAAGUUCAACACUGAUAAGCACUAUAGUCUCUCCAAAAACCUCAACGAAAAUAUCACCACCAACAUCAGAGACUCCUUCUACAACACCACUGGCUACUUCAAGCACAAAAGAGACUACUGCAACAACGUUUAUAACUGCAUCUUCAAAAUCUCCCUCAACAACCACAAGUAUCAUAGAGAUAUCAACUAUAACACCUCCUAGCUGUAUGAAGUGCACGUGGUCAGAGUGGUUAGACUCAAGCUAUCCUGAUUCUUCUCCAACCGGAGGUGAAAUUGAAUCUAUUGCUGCAAUGUGGAGCUUAAGAAAAAUUCCCUGUCAGGAACCAAUGAACAUUCAAUGUAGGGCCAAGGAAUAUGAAGACAUAGAUUUAAGGGAAUUAGGUCAAAUAGUUAUAUGUAAUGCCUCUAUUGGUCUGAUUUGUGAAAAUUCAAAUCAGACAGGAAUAGCAUGUUUUAAUUAUGAGAUCCGGGUAAUGUGCUGUAACAACAAAGUUAACAAAGAAUGUACAACACCAUCACCAACAACUACUACUACACUAGAAACUUCAACAUCAGAGCCUUCUAUUACAACUCCUACUACAACCACAAUUGUAUCUUCAACAACUCCUGUAUCAAGCACAGGCAUCACAGAGAGCACAACCGAAAAAACAAGCACAACAGUAACACAGGUGGGAUCUACUACAGAAACCUCAGGGACAGAAUCUACUGGUACUACAGCACCAGAGAUUCCCACAACUACAACCACAAUUGUAUCUUCAACAACUCCUGUAUCAAGCACAGGCAUCACAGAGAGCACAACCGAAAAACAAAGCACAGUAGUUACACAUGUGGGUUCUACAACAGAAACCUCAGGGACAGAAUCUACUGGUACUACAGUACCAGAGAUUCCCACAACUACCACCACAAUUGUAUCUUCAAAAACUCCUGUAUCAAGCACAGGCAUCACAGAGAGCACAACCGAAAAACAAAGCACAGUAGUUACACAUGUGGUAGUUACACAUGUGGGUUCUACAACAGAAACCUCAGGGACAAAAUCUACUGGUACUACAGCACCAGAGAUUCCCACAACUACAACCACAAUUGUAUCUUCAAAAACUCCUGUAUCAAGCACAGGCAUCACAGAGAGCACGACCGAAAAACAAAGCACAGUAGUUACACAUGUGGGUUCUACAACAGAAACCUCAGGAACAGAAUCUACUGGUACUACAGCACCAGAGAUUCCCACAACUACAACCACAAUUGUAUCUUCAACAACUCCUGUAUCAAGCACAGGCAUCACAGAGAGCACAACAGAAAAACCAAGCACAACAGUAACAUAUGUGGGUUCUACAAAAGAAACCUCAGGGACAGAAUCUACUGGUACUAAAGCACCAGAGAUUGCCACAACUACAACCACAAUUGUAACUUCAGCAACUCCAAUAUCAAGCACAGAAAUGUCCACAACUACAACCACGAUAGUGUCUUCAACAAUUCCUGUUUCAACAAAGCAACUAGCCAUAACAACAGAACAAAUGGCUACUACAAGCACAUCAGCUGUAAUUCCCACCACAGAGCUAACUAAAACAACAAUGUUCACUUCCACACACUCUACCAGUAAACAAACAACAUUCAAUGUAAUCACCGGUCCACCUGUUACUGAAACAAAACAUACAGGAUCCCAAGUGGUUAUCACAACUACAGUAAGUUGUGUCUGCAUGUACCUGAAUAAUGCUUUCCCCCCAGGGUCUUUCAUGUAUAAUGAAUCUGAUGGAACAGGAUGGUGUUUCACUUCUUAUUGUGAUUCACUGUGUAAUGUUGACAAGAAGCCACAGCCGUGUGCUGCAACUACUACCCCACCUACUAUAUCACAUUCUAGUACUACUGCCCUGCCUACUACAAUAUAUUCCAGUAUUACUACCCCACCUACUACAACACAGUCCAGUGUUACUACGCCUACACCUAAUCCAGGCUGCAAAUACCUUAUUCCACCAAGAAAGGAUGGAGAAACUUGGACUGAAGAUUGUGUGGUUAAAACAUGCACAAAUGGUUCCUUUUUGGGUCAUCCUGUGUGUGCCAAUCCAAAUCCCCCUCUACCAAAUUGUCAGAACGGCUUUCCUCCAGUGAAAGUCAAGGAUUCAGACUGUUGCUUCCAUUAUGAAUGUGAAUGUAAAUGCAUGGGAUGGGGCGAUCCACAUUAUGUGUCAUUUGAUGGGCAGUAUUAUGUUUUCCAAGGAAACUGCACAUACGUCUUGGUCCAGGAAAUCAUAAAGAAACACAAUUUCAGUGUCCACAUUAAGAACUACUAUUGUGACAUUCCCAAUGGCUUGGCCUGUCCUGAGAGUUUGAUUAUAUACUAUCAAUCAUAUAAAAUAAAUCUGACACAGACAAGAAACCCAACUAAGAAUAAAGUAUUCAUCAAUGAUGUGCAGAAGAUUCCAACUAUCUCUAAUAAGGACUUUAUUAUCACCACUACUGGGAUUACGAUGACUGUGGAUAUCCCUGCUAUACAAGCUCAGAUUAUUUUCAGAGGAAUGAAUUUUGAGAUCAACCUGCCAUUUUCCUUAUUCCACAACAACACUGAGGGACAAUGUGGUGUUUGUGACAACAACAAACUCAAUGACUGCAGUCUACCUACUGGACAAACGCAAUCAUGUGAGACAACUGCAGGUUCUUGGGAAGUGAAGGGCAAAACCCCUUGCCUUCCCCCACCAUCUCCCCCCACCCCUCCAAAACCCUGCAAAACUACAACACAAUCAGGCAUCUGCAAUAUCAUCUAUAGCAAGGUGUUUGAAGAGUGCCGUAAAGUCCUUCCUGCAGACUAUGUAUAUAAGGCAUGUCAGUUUGACACGUGUCACAUAGGGGAGGCGGCAGGCUGCUCCAGCUUAGAGACCUAUGCUGGAAUGUGUGCUGACCAUUCUGUAUGUGUGGACUGGAGGAACUCAACUAACGGACUGUGUCCACACAACUGCCCUGAACAUAAAAUCCACAUGCCCUGUGGACCGAAAGUUGAAAAAACCUGCAAUUCAAUGUACAAUGAAAAGUUUGUGACAUGUGAGUCUGAGUUUUGUAAUGAUGACUUCAGAGAAGGAUGCUACUGCCGUGAAGGCACAAUCCUCUUUAACACUGAUAAAGACCAGUGCACAAACUUCUGUGGUUGUGUAGAUUCUGAUGGUCAGCCCAGACAGCCUGGAGAUGAAUGGAACAUGAAUUGUGAGAAAUGCACAUGCUCAAUGGAGACCUUUAGUCCAGUCUGUCACCCUGUUACCUGUCCACCCUUGGCGCACUGUGAGAAACCUGGCUAUGAGAUCCAGACAAAAAAUUGCUGUCAGAGCUGUGAACCCAAGCCUGUCUGUAUAGUGAGUGGUGCAGAAUACCAGCCUGGAGAUUCAAUUCCAGGAGACCUCUGUCAGACUUGCCACUGUGGUACCAGCAUAGACUCCAACACCAGACUACAUAAUGUAGAAUGUUCUCCUGUGACCUGCAACACAACCUGUCCUCAGGGCCAUUCAUAUAAUGCUGUCCCAGGGAAAUGCUGUGGAGAAUGUAUACCACAAUACUGUGUUUACACAGGGCCAGAGAACACUGUAAAAACAAUUGAGGUUGGACAGAGCUGGACCCCUCCAAAUGAAACUUGUGGGACCUAUAACUGCACUAAAGUUAAUCACAUGUUUGUGUUGGUGAAAAUCCUUCCUGCUUGUCUGGAGUUUAAGGAAGAAGAAUGCAUCCCUGGUACUGAAACGACCACAGCAGAUGGAUGCUGCAGAACUUGUGAACAGAAGAAGUGCCAUGUUCUGACAAGCACCAUGCAUUUGAAGGCCAAAAACUGCAUCUCUGUUGACCCUGUGAAGAUAGCCACCUGCUCUGGUGCCUGUGACACCAGCUCAAUAUACUCAAUGGAAGCAAACAGCUAUAUGCAUAAAUGCUCAUGCUGUCAGGAGCUGCGUACUAGCCAGAAGAAGGUGCAGAUGAGCUGUCCUGGGCAAUCUCAAAUCACAUACACCUAUACUUUUGUUGAAGAGUGCGGCUGUAAUGUCACAGACUGCAAAGACAGCCAGUGAUUAAAAACGUCAGCUAAUUCAGCUAAUUUCUGUUAGUUCUCAAUGAUUACAUCUGAUAAUGAAAUAUUGACAUGGCUAAAACCAUGAUGCAGUGAAUGUACUAUACUGCAAUAAUAAAAAAAUUAUUGAUUACUAUGUUGUAUGAACAUAAGGCAUAAUCUUUUGGGGGUACAGGGUUCUACUACAUUUCUGUCAUCUAGCAAAGGUGCUGAGGAUAAAAGCUCUUUAAUCUCCUGCAUGGAUUAUGGUUACAUUUGUUUAUAUUUUAAUGCUAUAUUCUUUUUAAUGAUUAAUAA